AUGGGACCAUUCCUCAGCGCCAAGAAGUUAAAGUUGGCUGUAGUUCAAGCAAAGUUCCUUGUCGAGGUAUCGGUUCCAGCUAUGCCAAUAACGGGCAACAGCGUUAAAGGUGCGAGGAGUCUGAAGGAACUGCGGAUGCCAGCCCGCUUUCCAGGCGUGGCAACUAUGGCCAAACCCCCCCCCCCCCUUCUGUGGGGGAGGCCUAUGUUCAGCAGUGGACUCAAACAAGCUGAAAUGAUGAUGAUGAUGAAAGUAGUGGUUUGUGGGUUUGAUUGCCACAGUGCUCGUUCUUCUCAAACCGUGCCU
Messenger RNA from Iphiclides podalirius (scarce swallowtail), 306 nucleotides. Lineage: Eukaryota; Metazoa; Arthropoda; Insecta; Lepidoptera; Papilionidae. The record is from the annotation of a GenBank genome assembly.